AUGGGAGCGGGUGAUGAAAGACCAUUUAAAGACGCCGCAUGUGAGUACGUGGAGAUGCACUGCCCCGAAGCCUGCACUAGAGCAUAUUCCUUGCCUGAAGGGUACAUCUUGAGUAAAAAUAAAAUAAAUAUCCUGACCGGAAAAGCCCGAAGUGAUGAAGAAGUGGAUAUUCCCCCGGAGGAUCUAGCAGUUGCAGAAGUGUUCGACAAACUCAAAGAUGCAUUGAAAGAUGUGCCAUCCCUCACGGUCGCUAAUUACGCCUUCACAGACACCUUACUCAAGGGCAUCAAUCAACAAAAGAAAGAGAAGUUCAUGAAGCGAUUUGGAGUUACCAAGGAGGAUUUGGCAUCUGGUGACCACGAUGUAUUUGGCGUUGGUAUAUCUGGCGAGAACAUCUUGGGACUUUUCUUUCAAAUCAAGGCAACGGCGGGGAUAAAUCCGAAUAGUAUUAUCGAUAUGCACAUAAAAGCGACAAAUCAACUCCAGAAAGACUUCAACAUUUUCCAGACGACGUGUGGGACGUUUCUGAAUUCCAGUGUGAAGUUAGCCGGCUUCACGGCUUUUCCUAUGCUUUCGAGGCUUCAUUUGGAGAAAGUGAUCCAGUGCCAAGAUUGUAGGCAACGAAUUCUCACCUCAGAAGAUCUGAAAAGCCCAGAAAGUUUCCGGCAGUUUUUGAAUGGACAGGGAAUCGUGGUAGAGAAGUUUUUGGAUGGGAAUCAUGAGUCUGAAGUUACGGAUACCUUCCAGGAAAUUUUUACCUUAUACAUUUGUGCUGCAUCGGCUGUGGAUCUGCCGCGUAACGUUACCGAGUUAAUUGACAAAAGUGAGAAACAAAUGAAGCCCAUGCUGGUGAUCCUCACUCCUCAGCAGAAGGAACUAGUGCAGAGGGAAUCAAAGGUCACCUUCAUAUGCGGUGGGAGUGGGACUGGAAAAACAUUUGUUCUCAAGAAAAAAGCGUUGAUGUUGGCGAAGAAGGGCGAAGUCUUACUGAUCAAUGUCGCCGGGGGACUUCUCACUGAAGAAUUCCAUGUCAACUUCGAGGGAAACAGGAGAAUCCAAGUAAUUGAUGGGAGGGAGAAGGGGUUCGAGGAUGACUUGGAAAAGUUCAAGAGAUUCCUGGAGGAGAUGGGGAAGGAAAAACAUCUCCUCAUCGACGAAGUCCCCCUCACACUCGGAUUCAAAAGCAUCAUCAGCGCGGAAAAUCUCUCCGAUCACUGGAAGUGGGUCCCAGAGUCCUUGAGGAACCUUGUCCUGUCUGUCGCUAUCUCAUUCAGACCCAAUGAUCAGUCCUACACAAGAUUCAUCCGCCUCCAGGAUGUCAAACCGGGAGGUUGCCAGAUACAUAUACUGGACAAAGUGAAGAGGAAUGGGAGGAGAAUAUCUGAGCUGUUUUUAGCGAUUGGGGGUUACUCCCGCCCUACCUUCGUAUCGCGAGAGAGGACCCUUCGAAUCAAUACGGGAAUGUCGGGGAGAGGAUUUCUCCCUAACCUUUUUCCACUUCCAUCGUGCUUAUCACUUCAUCCUGGAAAAUGCAAGGACGAAAUGGUUUGCUGCGCCGUCAGGGUCUCUUAUGCCCUUCGCUCAAUGCAUGAAGAAUGCUUCAUGUCAUCGAAGGCGAUGCCUCUCUUUGUCGUAGUUGAUGAUGAGAUGAAGAAAGUAGCGCUUGUGAACAUCCUCACCUUAUUCCAUCAAUCUCUUCCUGUCCUUUUCCUUGAUAACAAUGGAGACUUGCGAGGCAGGCCCGUCACUGACACCUCGACCCCCCUCUUCAUCGUGACCGAAGAUGAAAUGAUGGGAUGCCAUCUGAUGAACGUCAUAAUAGUCGUGGAUGUUUUCUCUUCGCGAUGGAAGAACUACAAUCGAGUGGUAGCAACUUCUGGUGAUAACAAGAUCCUCAUGAUCGAUGAAGAAGAUUUAACAACAGGAAAAUUCUCUCAUCUUUUAAACGAAAUCAGCGGAUUUAACAUCAUGGGGUUUGACAUGAUUGAAACAGACAGUCGAAAAAAGUUGAAAAUUUUAUCACGAAUGGCGUGGGAAGUGUUUGAGGAAAAGGGGAAAAUUAACCAUCUGGAUAAGUCAGCAUUCCCCACUGCACCUCUACCUGAAAUGGAUAUUGAUUGGGAUGGGAGGGAAGGAGAAGAGGAGGAAGAUGUGGCCAACAUGCUUGCCUCCUGCAUAUGCGGAAUAUUUGGUAACCCGACAUCUGGAAAAUCCAGGAGGGUAGCCAUGUUGAUUGAACGAGUGAUGGAACAGGGAGGUGAAGUUAUUCUUCUCCACUCUGGUGGCGUUUUGUCUUGGAAACUUUACCGAGAGCGCUGGCAGGAUCACGUUAACGUGAAUGUUCUUCAUUUAGAUACUAGUCAAGUCAAAUCUCUUCAGGGCAUCAUCGACCAUCCGGAAGUGAAAGAAACUCGAAGGAAGACGGAGGAGAAGGAAGGGAUGAUUCCUUUGUUUGUUGUCGUAGAAGAUUCUCCUUUGUGGCGAGAGACGAAUGAAGAAGUCAGGAAAAUCUCGGAGAGGUUGCAGGCGUUAAAGAUGAAGCUUAUUCUCGCAUUCAAACCCCAUGCAAAGGAUACAGACAUCUCAGUGGAAAGUAUGAUGAAUGCGAUACAGAUGAAUCGUGACUGCCAUGUCAUGGUGCUUCGGUCGCAAGCGACCAAUAUGCACCUCCUUACCCUCAUACAAGAAAAUGAGUCUCCCACCGUUUUGAACUUGGAAGCGAAGAGUCUAUUGACAUCUGCGCUUCCCGGAGCACCUGUUCUUGGUCUACCGGUCCAGUACAUCUGUUACUGCUGCUCCGGUCGACACCUGGGGUAUGCAUGCGAGGGAAUCAGCUCGUGUGAAUUCAUAAAGGACACGAUCCCUGGACUAUCUUUUCUGAUCCAAUCAUCCUUAGGAAAAAUAGGAGAUAGUAAAACAACACAUAUCCUCACAUCAGAUGAAAAGCUAAGAAAGGCUCUGAAGGAUUAUUGGGAUUCAAAUAACUAUCCCAAAUAUCUGUCUGAAAUACGGAUAACGCAUUCGGCAGAUUUCCGAGGUUGUGAGGCUUCCGUUAUCGUCUCCGUUAAUGUGAGAGACGAGUGGAUCCUUGAAGUGCUGUCCCGUCCCAGAACUCAGCUCAUCAUCAUCGACAACAUCGAGGAACAUUUGGGACUGUGGACGAAAAUGCGAGAAGAAGGUCGCAUCCAAGUUAAGAAUCACGUUUUUGAUGGUGUUGGCAUCAGGAAAAUUCUACUUCAACUUGAUGAAACUGAAGGUUUCCUGAAAGAACCGACCUGGGAUGAUGUUGGGUUGAGGCUUGGAGAGGAGGUUUUGGGAAAGGAUGACUUUCUGGACGAGAAUACGGGUGCCAUUCGAUCCCUCUGUUCCAACACGUGGGAAGACCUCAACAAGGUCUUCCCUUUACCUUCUGAUUCUUCUCCUUUGACUGAUUGGGGUUUCCUAUGGUAUGGAGAAUAUGAAGGAGGAGUAUCCCGGAUUCGUGGAGAUGAGAGGAGGAAAAUCAUUGAGAUCCUGAAGCAGAAGGGAGUGAAGUGGGAGGAUGAGGACUAUCCCCCAGUGGUCCUGCGUACAGAGAGGAACGGAGGAGGAACUUUGGUGUCGCUGUCCCUCUCUCUCACAGGAUCCCUCUUUCACUUUCCUCUCUUAAAGGCCAACGUUGCCGCAGAUGAGACAGUGGUGCAUCUGCAUCACGUGAACGGGCGUGUGGAGGAAAAUCUGGAGGAAAAAUAA
Messenger RNA from Darwinula stevensoni, 3732 nucleotides. Lineage: Eukaryota; Metazoa; Arthropoda; Ostracoda; Podocopida; Darwinulidae. The record is from the annotation of a GenBank genome assembly.